Aureobasidium namibiae CBS 147.97 is the source of this 387-nucleotide messenger RNA. RefSeq lists its product as uncharacterized. The transcript is spliced from 3 exons. The record is from RefSeq and is a predicted model, not a curated record. Lineage: Eukaryota; Fungi; Ascomycota; Dothideomycetes; Dothideales; Saccotheciaceae. Bases 1 to 387 code for a protein of 128 amino acids.
AUGCCGUCAAAAAGUGCCCAUGGCAAGAUGGAUCAGCAAGAGACUGAUGCGGCAGCGUGGCAAGCUGCGAGAGGUGCUGUCACUGGAGCAGCAAGGUGGGGCAUCUAUUCUGCGGUUGCGGCUGGUAUUGCAUAUGUUUAUUCACCAGUAUAUCGUGGCUUGACGAUUCAAUUCAAAGUCUUCCUCCAAAUGUCUGGCAUGAUCUUUGGUGGUGUCGUAGAAGCAGACGAGCGCCUACGUAUCUAUGGCGACUACUCACGGCGUCAGAAAAUCAUGGCUCGUGAUGCUGCUGUUUGGAGGAAAUACGAAGAAGAGUUUGAGAGUUUGGGCAUUCCCGGUGUUGCUAGCGAGGCCAGGGCGAAGAAAGAGCGACAGCAGGAGGAAUGA